Messenger RNA from Dioscorea cayenensis subsp. rotundata (Guinea yam), 3280 nucleotides. Its product is annotated as receptor-like protein EIX2. The coding region runs from base 191 to 3280 and encodes 1029 amino acids. The record is from RefSeq and is a predicted model, not a curated record. NCBI's taxonomy places the organism in Eukaryota, Viridiplantae, Streptophyta, Magnoliopsida, Dioscoreales, Dioscoreaceae. Gene Ontology annotation, molecular function: protein binding. The transcript has a single exon.
ACAAAACGCGCAUCAAAGCCUAAAAACGUUUACUUUGACGGAACUUAAAUUUCAAAAAGACCUGAGCACCAAAUGAAAAUUUCAUACCUGUUUCAUCAUCUCCAGAAUCAUUGUUUAUAUAUAAUGAAAGCAUUGUGAAGACAUGCAUUAAGUCAAGUGACAGUAGUCUCAGUAGUCUCAUCUCUCUCUCAUGGCUCCUAUCAACUUCUUCCUUUCUCUACUUUGCCUUGUGGCAUCACAGCUGCCUCACUCUCACUCUCAAGUUCAUGGUAACUGCAUUAAGACUGAAAGGAUAGCCCUUCUCAGCAUCAAAGCAGGCAUGUGGAGUAACAACAAAAGCUUUCUCUCAUCUUGGACUGGUCAUGACUGCUGCAACUGGAGGGGAGUGUCCUGCAACAAUGAAACCGGCCAUGUCACCAAGCUUGAUCUGCAAUACCCUUAUUAUGAUCCCAUUCAUCCCAUACCACCACCAAGUAAGUUGAACUCUUCUCUCAUUCAGCUUCACCAUUUAAACUACUUGGAUUUGAGCAAUAACGACUUCCAAGGUUUCCCCAUCCCAGACUUCAUUGGCUCUCUUGCCAACCUUGACUACCUUAACCUCUCUAAUGCUGAAUUCAGUGGAAUGCUUCCCCAUACCUUUGGAAACUUAUCAUGCUUGUGCUAUUUUGAUCUUAGCUCAAAUUUAUAUCUACAAGCUAAUGACCUCCACUGGCUCUCUGAAAUGACUUUUUUGCGUUACCUUGACUUGAGUGGAGUGGACCUCUCUAACGUGCAUGGUUGGCUUCAUGACAUUAAUAUGCUCCCUUCUCUUCUUGUCUUGAAACUCUCUAAUGCUGGCCUCCGAGUUGGUGGUAUUCAUGGUACUACUCUGCUUCAUCAUCUCAACUUCACAUCUCUUCGUGUGCUUGAUCUUUCUAUGAAUUAUGACCUGAACAUCACUUUGCCUCAAUGGUUGUUCCAUCUCACAAGCCUUGUUCAUCUUGAUCUUUCUAUCUGUGCUCUGUAUGGCAAGUUACCGGUCACCAUUGGUAACUUGCGUAGCUUGAGAUUCUUGAGCUUGACUCAAAACUCUUUUGAUGGAGUGAUUCCAGAGUCCAUGGGAAAUCUUGGUAGCUUGGAGAAACUUGAUUUGUCAGUAAAUAAAUUCAAUGGAAGCAUUCCUGAAUCUCUGAGCAAUCUUACAAAUUUAGAGUACUUUGAUUUGUCCAGUAACCAAGUUCAGGGAUUGAUGCCCGCAAGCAUUGGGGAUCUAAGAAACCUGCAAUACUUCGAUUUGUCAAGGAAUAUGAUCAGUGGAGCGUUUCCCGAUUCCUUCGGCAAUCUCACACUUUUGCAGUACUUCAGUGCAUCUGGAGGCAACAAUCUCAGUGGUAAUUUACCAGAAACUAUAGGAAAUCUUGUUCACCUUCAGUUCCUAGAUUUAUCCAAAAAUAUGAUGCAUGGAAAGUUGCCAGAGAGUUUUGGUAAUCUCAGGCAAUUGCAGCAGUGGAGAAUGCCGGGCAAUGGCAUCACAGGGAAAUUACCAGAAUCUAUGGGAAAGCUCUCUAGCUUGUGGGAGCUUGAUUUAUCCAAGAACAACAUCAAUGGAACAUUGCCAAAAGGCAUGGGGAACUUAUGCAAGUUACAGACUCUAGAUUUUACAAGCAAUUCUAUCAGUGGAGGCAUUGAUGAUCUUAUUGAUGGAUUGUCUAAAUGCAGGGAGAAUAAGGAUUUUUCUGCUUCGGAAAGUAGUAUGGGUCUAAAAACAUUGCGUAUGGGAAACAACAAGCUAAAUGGAACAGUCCCAGAAAACAUCGGCCAAUUAUCUAAACUGAGCCUACUGCAUCUCUCUUCAAAUUCUUUGAUGGGUGUCUUAACUGAAUCUCAUUUUGCUAAUCUAGUAAGCUUGUCAUAUUUGGACUUGUCCUACAACUCAUUGCAAUUGAAUGUAAGUGAGGACUGGAAGCCUGCUUUUGCCUGUUAUAUCAUCAGAAUGUGUUCUUGCAAAGUAGGCCCUGCGUUCCCCACUUGGGUUAAAACUCAAACGCAUUUGGGUGACCUUUGCUUAUCAGAUGCUGAGAUUUCAGGCAGCAUCCCCUCAUGGUUUUGGGAUCUAAGUGCCAUUAAUCCGUAUUUACUCAAUCUAUCAAAUAACAAUUUGGAGGGGCGGCUACCAACUUCUAUGAAAAAUUACAGGUUCAUUCUCUUUGAUUUGAGUUCAAACAGAUUUGAAGGCCCAAUACCUGAGCUUGACCCCACUGCAUUGUCUGUUAUUGAUCUCACCAACAACUCAUUCUCUGGGUUUAUUCCUUCUUACUUCGCAGCUGCUAAUAACAUUAAAGUCUUCUCUUUAGCUCAUAAUCAUAUCAAUGGAAGCAUUCCGUCUUUCUUUUGUAACUCCAUCUCCUUGGCAUUGCUUGAUCUAUCUAACAAUGAUAUGUCUGGAGAACUUCCCCAUUGUUGGAAUUCAACAUCAGCUUUGGAAAUUGUUGAUUUAUCUGACAACAAUUUCACAGGUAAAAUUCCUGAUGGCCUUGUGUCACUCCCCAAUCUCCGGUCCUUACAUUUGAGAAACAAUGGCUUCUUUGGAGGUCUCCCUUUCUCCUUGAAAAUGGCCAACAAGUUGGUCACUCUCGACCUUGGUGAAAACAAACUCUCUGGUAGCAUACCAAUAUGGUUCGGAGAAAGCCUUUCAUCUUUAAUAGUGCUUCGCAUGAGAUCCAAUUUAUUUGAAGGUGUCAUCCCAGAGCAAUUAUCAAAACUCUCCUCUCUUCAGAUCCUGGACCUUGCACACAACAACCUAACAGGUUGCAUUCCUCGUUCUUUUGGUGAUUUCAAUGCCAUGGCAGUCACCAAUCACAACGAAUGGUGGUCUUUGCUCUCCAUUUUCAGUGAGGUUUUUUCUUCAUAUUCUAUAUGGGGCAGUCUUCCAGAUAGCUUUGCAUACUCAGAAUCUCUCUUGAUAAACGCAAAAGGACUCCAAGUGGAAUACUCCAAGAUUCUAUCAUUAGUCACAAGCAUGGAUUUAUCAAACAAUAAGCUUUCCUGUGAGUUGCCUGACGAACUCACCAAAUUGCAUGGGCUGCAUUUCUUGAAUCUUUCUUACAACCUUUUCAAUGGAAAGAUACCAGAAAGCAUCAGUGACAUGAAACAACUGGAAUCACUUGAUCUGUCAGAGAACAAUUUAUUUGGAACCAUUCCUUCAGGUAUGUCUACUUUGAACUUCUUGAGCCAUUUGAACGUAUCACACAACAAUUUGUCAGGAACAAUUCCAUCGGGCGGCCAACUUCAGACGUUUUGA